Ilyonectria robusta is the source of this 2689-nucleotide messenger RNA. Its product is annotated as anaerobic ribonucleoside-triphosphate reductase-domain-containing protein. The record is from RefSeq and is a predicted model, not a curated record. Gene Ontology annotation, cellular component: anaerobic ribonucleoside-triphosphate reductase complex. Gene Ontology annotation, molecular function: iron-sulfur cluster binding; ribonucleoside-diphosphate reductase activity, thioredoxin disulfide as acceptor; ribonucleoside-triphosphate reductase (thioredoxin) activity. Gene Ontology annotation, biological process: 2'-deoxyribonucleotide biosynthetic process; DNA replication. Bases 90 to 2579 code for a protein of 829 amino acids. The transcript has a single exon. Lineage: Eukaryota; Fungi; Ascomycota; Sordariomycetes; Hypocreales; Nectriaceae.
UGUCAACCUUGUAAAACAAUCAAGGCGAAGUUUUAUCAUUGGAUUUUUCUCCGCCUUUGUCUCAAAGAUAGCCAUAUAUCACUUCCGAGAUGACUUCCAAUGUGCGCCUGGUCGAGGAGUACCUAUCGCAGACGACAUGGAAGGGCUCUGAGAAUGCCAAUUCAACCUACUCGCACCAAGGACUCAUGCAGUACGUCUCCCAACAUGUUAUUUCGGAAUAUUGGCUGCAGCAGCUCUACUCCGAAGAGAUCCGGACGUUCAACGAACAGAACCGCUUCCACAUCCAUGACCUCGGAUUUCUGAGCGCCUACUGUUCAGGUUGGAGCAUUGAAGACAUCCUCCUUCAAGGCUUCGGUGGCGUUGAGAACAAGAUUCAGUGCAGACCUCCCAAGCACCUUAACACUGCCCUCAACCAAGCGGUCAACUUCCUCUUUACGCUUCAAGGGGAGCUCGCUGGAGCUCAGGCCCUCUCGAGCUUCGACACCUAUCUCGCUCCUUUUGUUCGAGCCGAUAAACUCACGUACACCGAUGUCUUCAAGUAUGUCCAGAGCUUCGUCUACUCACUCAAUGUGCCUACGCGGAGCGGAUUUCAGGCGCCCUUCACCAACCUCUCGAUGGAUCUGAUUUGCCCCAAAAGCCUCCAAUUCCAACCUAUCCUCAUUGGUGGCGAACCACACCCGACUUGGAUGUACGGCGACUUCCAGGAAGAGAUGGAUAUGCUCAACAAGGCUUUCGCCGAGGUCAUGAUACAGGGCGACGGCAAUGGCAAUAUCUUUUCUUUCCCAAUCCCGACGUACAACCUUUGUGAAGGCAUUGACUGGGACUCGCCUCGCUGGGAGUCCAUCUGGGAGAUGACGGCUAAGUACGGCGUCCCCUACUUCGCCAACUUCAUCAACAGCGACUUGGACCCCGAAGACUUUCGAUCAAUGUGCUGUCGGCUCCGCCUCGAUCUCAGCAAAUUGCACUGCAGAGUCGGUGGUCAGUAUGGUGCGAGCCCGUUAACCGGCUCCAUUGGAGUUGUCACGCUCAAUCUGCCGAACCUUGCUUUCCGAUCCAACGGGACGAAGGAGUCGUUCUUUGCAGAAAUAUCCGAAACACUGCGGGUUGCCAAGGACUCACUUGAGAUCAAGCGAAAGGUGGUGGAUGGAAAUUCUGCCUUGUAUCCCUAUGCAGCUCACUAUCUAUCUGCCACGAAACACCGCACAGGAUCACAUUGGACCAAUCACUUCAGUACCAUUGGCGUCAACGGCAUGAACGAAGCGCUGGUCGCCAUUUUUGGCGAGGGCAUCAUUGACCACAAGGAGUUCGCCCUUCAGACACUGGACUUUAUCAAGGAGCGGCUUCAAGAGUUCCAGAACGAAACUGGCAACCUCUACAAUCUGGAGGCUAGUCCGGCAGAAAGCACCUGCUACAAGUUUGCCCGACGGGACAAGGAGCUUUUUCCGAGUCGCACCAUUCCAACCUUCUACACCAACUCUACAAUGCUCCCUGUAGACACGACCGAGGACCUCUUUGAAGCCCUUGGCCAUCAGGAGGAGCUACAGUGCUCAUACACGGGCGGGACCGUUUUUCACGCCUUCUUGGGUGAGCGUUUGUCGAGCUGGAGGAUGGCGAGAAACCUCGUCAGAUUGUUGACAGAGCGUUACCGUGUCCCGUACUUGACCCUCACGCCGACCUUUAGCAUCUGCAAAACACAUGGCUACAUUGCAGGAGAGCAGCCACUGUGCGCCGUGUGCGCUGAAGAAUGCCUUGUGUACUCACGAAUCGUUGGCUAUUUCCGUCCCACUCGCGACUGGAACAAGGGCAAGACGGCCGAGUUUUCUCAGCGAAAGACUUAUCGUUAUGAAAUCGGUCUUCCCAUCGACGAUAAAGAGAAGGAGAAUAACAAACUGCGGGAGCUGGAGAGCCAAGUCGCUGAGAUUGUUGAUUUACCUGUGGCUGGGUACACAAAGUUGACUCUCAGUGACUGGCCCGGCAAGAUGCAAGCCGCUAUCAUGUUCACAUCUCGCUGCAACCUUUCGUGCCCUUGGUGUCAUAACGGGCCGCUCGUUCGUGGUGAGCGUGACAACUUCACGAUCCUGGACAUAUUUCGCCACAUCACGUCGACACCACAUAAGUCACUCGUCAUAUCAGGCGGUGAGCCGACUAUCCACAAGGGCUUGGUCCCUUUCAUGCGACUUCUCAAUCAGGCGGGCGUGAGUAUCAAGCUUGACAGCAACGGCACGUCACCCGUCGUCUUGAGGCGCAUCUUCGCUGAGAAGCUUGUCGACUUUGUGGCCAUGGAUAUUAAAUGCGCACUGGAGAACUACAAGAAGGUGACUGGCCGAAAGGUAGCUCCCAAGGUUCUAGAGUCUAGCAUUACACUCAUAAAAGAGAGCGGAGUGCCAUAUGAAUUCCGCACUACAGUUGUGCCGUCGUUGGUGGACAUGGAGGAUCUCUUCGAAGCGAAACGGCUGGCUGGUGGGAAGUUGACGAUGCAACGUUUCCGCAAGGGAGACAACAACUUGCACGAACAGUUUCGCGAGUGUCAGGAGCACACUGAGCAAGAAUUCAAGACGAUGGUUACGCAAGUAGCAUAGAGAGAAAGAUGGGACAAGGUUGCGUUUGCUUGUAUAUUCUCAUUCUCACUGGUAGAUUUACAAUUUCAAUGAUCAGAUAGUGUAGGGAAUAAUUUGAGAUAAACGUCAUG